AUGAAAAGAAAAACGGUUACAAAACACGAGCGGAUGUCAUCUUCUGACGAAGGUUUAUUUGAAAUCGAGAGAUUUAAGAAAUGUUCAAAAACAUUUUUGAUUAAGAAUACUUUAAAUUUUAUAGAUUACACGCUUUUUUUUAACUAUGUUAGAGAUAAAUUAAUUUUAAAGUUAAAAGAAUCAUGUUUACAAUCAUCUAUAAAAUUUAAUUUACAUGUGGAUAGCGUAUACGAAAGAAUACUCACUCAAGAAGUUCGGGACAUAGCUUUCAAAACUUCUAAUACACUUGCAUGUAAUUCAUCCAAUUUCAAUAAAUUACUAAAUGGAAUGUUCAAUAAAUUAUUAUCUGAACAAGACCAGUUUUUAGCGAAAGGAUCUGGGUGGUCCCUUAAAACUAUAGAUGUAUUACAAUUGAGAAUUAAUACAGUGAAUCCUCUCAGAGGAGGAACGUAUCUAGAUCUACCUGAAUAUAUAAAAGAUAAAAGAGCAAUUAUAAAUGUAAAAAAUAACGAUGCUAAAUGUUUUAAAUAUUCAAUACUAUCUAAGUUUGAUAAUCGAUCGAAUAAAACUUAUUUGAAUAAGAAAUAUUUUAAAAUGUUAGAAACAAAAAGUGGUUUAGAUUUUAAAUGUAUUGAUUUUCCAACACCAAUCAGUCAGAUGAAAAAAUUUGAACGUACAAACGAUGUAUCAAUUAAUAUUUAUAGUUUAAAUGAUAAAAAACAUAUUUUUCCUUUGUAUAUUUGUAAUACUGAAAGAAAAAAACAUUUCGAUCUUUUUCUGUUCAAUAAUGAUGAAACAUCACAUUACUGUUAUAUAAAAAAUUUUUCAAGAUUCGUUAGAAGUCAGAAAACUAAAAAUUGUACUAAGCUAAUUAUAUGUAAAAGAUGUUUUACUACUUUUGGGAACAAACCGUGUAAAAGCAAACUUUGGGGUAUGAAAGGAUUGAUUGAACAUCAACAUAAUUGUAGAAAGAACCAAUUAGGGAAACCUAUAAUGUUUGAAGAGGGAGAUGAUGAUUUUAUUUAUUUUAAAAGUUAUAAAAAAACUCAAAGGAUACCAAUUGUUAUUUAUGCAGACUUCGAAUGUAUUUUAACUCCUAAAAAACCUGAUGAAUUCAUUCAGAGUUGUAAAAAAAAAAAAACAUAUAUUACACAUUUACAUGAAAUUAUGAGUUAUGGGUUUUAUGUAAAAGUCGACUAUGAUAUUAUACCAAAAGAGUUAGUAAAACAGUUGAAGAUUCCUAGAAAGGUGGUUAUUUAUAGAGGUGAAAAUGCAGCAAAAAAAUUUAUGGAAAAUAUGAUUGAUAUCGGAAAUAAUAUCAAAACAAUUUACGAAACUGCUACACCAAUGGGUAAAUUAACUGAAAAAGAAGAAAAACGUUUUCAAAGAAUUAAAAGAUGUGAAAAAUGUUCAAAACAUUUUAAAAAAAAUAAUUUAAUUAAAGUUCGAGAUCACUGUCAUUUUACUGGUAAAUAUAGACAAUGUCUUUGUCUCGAAUGUAAUUUUCAAAUAACUAAUCCAUCAUUCAUUCCAAUUUUCUUUCAUAAUUUAUCGUACGAUAGCCAUUUCAUAAUUCGAGAGCUCGGUUGCGAUGAUCAAAAUAUUCACGUUAUUCCUAAUUCAUCAGAAAAAUAUAUAUCCUUCAGCAAGGAAAUCGCACCUAAAUUUAGUAUAAAAUUUGUUGAUACAUUCCGUUUUAUGAGCGAGUCAUUAAGUAAACUUGCGGAAAAUUUAUCUGAAGAUAAGUCGAGAUUUAGAGAAACUCUUAAAAUAUUUUCUGCGGAAGCACUAGAUUUAGUUACACGAAAAGGAGUCUUCCCUUAUGAAUAUGUCGAUAAUUGGAGUAAAUUAGAUGAUACUUUUCUACCAUCAAAGCUAGAAUUUUAUAACUCUUUAACAGACGAGAAAAUUAGUGAUGAAGAUUAUAUACAUGCUAAAAAUGUAUGGCAUACAUUUGAUAUAAAGACUUUAGGUGAAUAUAGCGAUCUUUAUUUAAAAACUGAUGUUAGCAUACUAGCCGAUGUGUUCGAAAAUUUUAGAGACUUAUGUUUAUCUACGCUCGAACUAGAUCCUGCUCAUUAUAUGACUGCUCCCGGGUUUGCUUUUGACUGUAUGCUGAAGUAUACCAAGGUCAAAUUAUCAAGGUUAAAGGAGUAUAACAUGUUGCUUUUCUUCGAAAAAUCGAUUAGAGGCGGGAUAUGCCAAUCAACCAAAAGAUAUGUUAAGGCAAACAUACCAAAUAUCGAAGGAUUGGACUAUAAUGCAAAUGAACCGAUCACAUGGAUUACAUAUCUCGAUUGUGUGAAUUUGUAUGGGAAGUCUAUGUUAACAGAAUUACCUUUUAAAGAUUUUGAAUGGGUUGACGAUCUCAACAUAGAUGUAACUAAAAUCGCUGAUGAUUCAGAAGUCGGAUAUAUAUUAGAAGUUGAUAUUGAGUAUCCUAAACAUCUACAUAAAUAUCAUAAUGAUUUCCCAUUUUUACCGUUUAACGAAUGUCCACCAAAUUCGAAAGUUGAGAAAUUGUUAACUACUUUAUCACCGAAAAAAAACUAUAUUGUACAUUACAAAAAUUUAAAACAAGCAAUUUCUCACGGUCUUAAAGUAGUAAAAAUUCAUCGAGCUAUCCGUUUUUCCCAAAGUAAAUGGAUGGCAUCAUACAUAAAAUUAUGUACAUCUAUGAGAGUACAAGCUAAAAACGAGUUUGAGAAGGAUUUCUGGAAGUUGCUAAUUAAUAGCGUUUUUGGUAAAUGUAUGGAGAAUGUUCGAGCAAGAACUUCUAUAAAACUGGUUUCUUCAGAACAAAAAGCAAGGAAAUUAAUGGCGAAAACUAGUUUUAAAGACAGAACUAUAUAUUCUAAGAAUCUCAUGGCCAUUCAUCAGCAUAAGGAAACAAUUAAAUUCGACAAGGCAAUUUAUGUAGGAUUUGCAAUUUUAGACGUUUCGAAAACAUUUAUGUAUGACUUCCAUUAUAAUGUAAUGAAGAAAAGGUAUGGUACUAAAAUUAGUUCUUUAUAUUCGGAUACUGAUUCCCUGAUAUAUGCUAUCCAAACAACAAAUUUUUUUGACGAUUUAAAAAAUAGUUUAUUACCAUAUUUUGACACAUCUAAUUAUCCUAAAGACCAUUGUUGUUUUAGUGAAAUUCAUAAAAAUCAACCAGGGUUCUUUAAAGAUGAAAUGAAAGGAAUUAUAAUUAAAGAAUUCGUUUCAUUAAGACCGAAAUUAUAUGCUUAUAAAACUAUAGAUGGCGCUGAGAAAAAAAAAGCAAAAGGCGUAAAGAAAUAUAUAAUUAAAAAUCACAUGCAAUUUAACAAUUAUAUGAAUAUACUAAACGCUUUUAUAAACCAUAAAACUCUCAAGGAUGAACAAACUCAUAGAAAAAUGAAUUUUAUCCAAUCAAAUAAACAUGUUGUUCAUUCGAAAACAAUGAACAAACUUGUUCUAAGUGCAAACGAUGAUAAACGUUAUAUAAUGGAUGACGGGAUAAAUACUUUAGCUUAUGGUCACUAUAAACUUAAUGACUCAGUUUAAAAGCGU
Molecule: messenger RNA, 3534 nt
Organism: Metopolophium dirhodum (rose-grain aphid)
Lineage: Eukaryota; Metazoa; Arthropoda; Insecta; Hemiptera; Aphididae
Exons: 1
Coding region: 1-3528 (1175 amino acids)
Source: RefSeq, a predicted model, not a curated record